GCUGUUGAAGGAAAACAAGAGUCUUUGGCACGUGUGGGUUCAGACUUCACCAUCUACGUUCAAUUUUUGGAGACCUUCGAACUUGAUCAUGACGUCCAAAACCGCCCCGAAGAUUCAAAAGAAGGCCUCGAAAAAGAGCAAAAAAUCGUGGCGAAAGAACACCGACAUCGAGGAUGUGGAAGAGUUCCUGGAAGAUCAACGCCUCGAAGAGAGAUUGGGCGGAGCCUUUAAAGCCCGCAAAGAUGAAGAUAUUUUCAUGGUCGACAAGGGCCCUGAGGAUUCGCCCCUAAUCACCAGGAAGACCAGGAAACAGUUGCGGGCUGAGAAGCCAUUGAAAUGCUUUCAUCAUCUAGAGACCAAGGGCAAAGUGGCCGACCCCGUGGGUCAAAGAACCCGAGUCAAGACUCAACAGGAGCGACAAAAUCCCAUGUUGAAAGCUCAAAUUACCCAGAAGCGACUCGGCGGAUGGAAGACAGCUAGCGAGAUUUCGGCCCAUCAGGAUCGUUCUACGGCUCUAAAAGCCAAGAAAGAUCAGCAAGCUGAGCGGAAAACACGAAGAAGAACAAACUUUGAUUUCGACUUGUGGACUGAAACCCCGGGUGAUGUGGAGAAAGAAAUCAUCCAGUCCGAUGAGUGGCUUAGUGAUACCACCAAGCGACACAAUCUAAAAGAAAGCGGCAAGUUAACUCGAAAGGUGCCCGAAGACUUCCAUCGAAAACCAUCCACAUUAACGGCUGUGAGCCAGCCUCAUCCGGGAGAGUCCUACAAUCCCAGCUACAAAGAGCAUCAAGACCUCAUGUGGCAGGCGGCCAUGGUAGAAAUGAAGAAGGAGAAGGAACAUCUUAAGAUCGAAUAUCACACCACCCGCAUGUUUCCCUCGGUCAAGGAUGCUCCCACGCAAGAGUCUUGGAUCAAUGAAAUGUCCGAAGGCAUCAAGGAAUUGGAAGCGGCGAAGAAGGAAGAAGAGGAGACGGGAAGCGAUGAAGAUGUCUUGGAAGAGAAAGGAGAGGACGAGGAAUUGACCCAAAGAGACAACAAGGUCAAGACCCGUAAACAGAGGAGGAAAGAGAUCCAACUUCUGGCUGAAGACAAGCGCGUGCGUCGAUUGAAAGAGGAGAAGAAGAAGAACCAGGACGUGUUCCGCACCAAGAAAUUCAAGCGAACCCUCGAGGCCCAGGAGAAAGUGACUCAAGCCAAGAUGCGGAAGCGCCGAUUGCAGAAAGAGGCCAAAUUGUCGCAACCCGCCCAAUUGAGCACUCAUAAGUUUGAAGAGCCUGAUUUGGACCUGAAAUUAACGGAGGAGCUCACGGGCAACUUGAGGAACAUUCGCCCCGAGGGCAAUAUCUUGGCGGACCGUUACAACAGUUUGAAGCGACGCAACUUGGUGGAAACGCGUGUUCCGCACAAAAACGUCAAGAACGGAAAGAAGAGGAAGCGUGUCGAAAAGCGGAACUACAAGAUGCCAUGGCAGAAGAAAGAUUAAUUCUGAUCCCAGUCCUCGACAAAGGGUUUUCAAAUAUGUAUUCCUUAUUUUCCUUCAUAUACAAAAGAAUAAUUAAUCAGAGUGGCUUGUUUAAGAA
Molecule: messenger RNA, 1580 nt
Organism: Tigriopus californicus
Lineage: Eukaryota; Metazoa; Arthropoda; Copepoda; Harpacticoida; Harpacticidae
Product: ribosome biogenesis protein NOP53-like
Exons: 2
Coding region: 89-1483 (464 amino acids)
Biological process (GO): ribosomal large subunit assembly; rRNA processing
Cellular component (GO): nucleolus
Molecular function (GO): 5S rRNA binding
Source: RefSeq, a predicted model, not a curated record